UACAAAGUGAGUAAUAUAAACUCCUCAAUUUCACGAAAAAAACAUAAGCAAUAUCAUUUUGUUUGAAUACAACGAGUUACGUUUUAUCUCUCGAAAAAAAGAUAAAAUUAUCAGGCGCCUUUUGAUAUUUGCGGCUGCAGCGGCGCCUAUUUGUUAUCUGCGUACAUUCAUUCAUUUAAAGGGUGAGGCUCCUCUCGACGAACAGAGAGCGAUAUAAUAAAAUUGCUUGUUGCUUUCGGGAAAGGAUUUUGGUUAGUGAGCCGCGCCGCAAGUGCUUUUAUAGCCAUGGAAUUGGCCAGAAACGUCUGGAAAAGAUCCUUCAUCGUUUACAAAUCGUGUGUGCAGCCGUCGUUGCGGUCAAGUUCGAGCGAAACGGUCAAUGUGACUGAAACCCCUGCAUCUCCGAGAAUAUCGGAAUUACAGUCGAAAAUAAAAGACAAAAAAAUUACAAAUGCUCUUGGAGCAACAGACGAGCUCUCCUCGUACAUAGGCUUGGCCAGAGAAUUUGCCAAUGACAGCAAAGAAGAGCAUCCCUAUGUUGACAAGUUAAAGAGGGUUCAAAUGAUUCUGUUUGACUUGCAUCACACAAUAGUCAAAGGUCAAGUCGGACCAUUUGAGGAAAGACACACCAAAGAUCUCGAAGAGUGGAUAACAGAGUACUCGGAGCAGUUGCCACCCCCUGAAGAUUACAUCAUCCCGGGUGGAGGAAAAGCUUGUGCAUCACUUCACGUUGCAAAAACAGUUUGUAAAAGAACCGAGCACAGUAUAGAACCUCUAGUGGACAAGGGAAUUUUAGAUAAAGAAGCACAAAACUAUUUAAAACGACUCUCGGACUUCCUUUUAACUAUAUCUCGUAUUGCUGCCAAAUGUGACAAACGCACAGAAAACAUUUAUAUUCCUAGAGCAGAAGUAUUGAAUGAAAAGAAAGUCUCAUGAAUUCUCGGUUAAAAUUUACUUCAUGUGAAUUGUUAAUUUCAUUUGAUACUUUUUGUGACAUAACUUAGAAAAUGUCAAAUUAUAUGAACUUGAACAGUGAGGCUUGAACAUAAAAAUUAUUGAUUGUCUCUCAUCGAUUGAUUUUCUUAAUUAAUUAAACUUGUUUGUACAUAGAAACUUUAAGUGAACCGAUCUGUUCAACUUGUUAUGUAUAUUUGUGUACACAAUAUUUAUUAAUCAAAUGACAAGUUGUAAGUGAGCAAUUGUACAUUUUAUCAGUGUACAAGUUUUAUGUAAAUAGUAGCAUUUAAUAAAAAAAUACAUUAA
Messenger RNA from Copidosoma floridanum, 1263 nucleotides. Its product is annotated as corrinoid adenosyltransferase MMAB. The record is from RefSeq and is a predicted model, not a curated record. Gene Ontology annotation, molecular function: corrinoid adenosyltransferase activity. NCBI's taxonomy places the organism in Eukaryota, Metazoa, Arthropoda, Insecta, Hymenoptera, Encyrtidae.